AACCUCACUGUACUUCAGUAUCCCCCAUCUGCAAAAUGGAAAUCAUAUGAUCUACGAGAGGGUAGGAAGAUUCAAAUGAAUGAGUUUAUAAACUUGCUUGAAAAGUGCUUGACUGUUAUAGGCGUUAAAUAAACAAGCAAUUAUGAUUCAGCCCCAACUCCCAAAGUCAGCAGAAAUUCUCAUAAAUGAGGACAUCAGCAGAGCAAGGCAAUCAAGCCUGGAGGUCAGGGGGAUGAUGGUUCCAGGAACUAGGGGCACUGCCUGCCCAUCCCUGCCCUAGGUGGAGGGGCAUAACCAAGUCGCUUUUCAUGCAAACUUACUGGAUUUCAUUAAAAGCAUCGCAUAGCUCAGUGAUGCCAUGAGUGGACAAAUCCUUCUCCCUGUCAAUCUCAGACCAUCCCCCCCCCAGCUCCUUGAAACUUCUGCAAGUCAGGGCCAUCUCAUGCUCUGCCCCCUCCCUCUUGGCUUUCGGGUGUUACAUCCCUCCCCUGUUUCCUGUUUUUCUUCCUCCAGAAGAAGAGAUUUAGGGAGUGAGGAUCAUGAGAUGGGAAAUAAGAGCUGUGGUCCCCAGAAGUUCUGGACAUUGAGGGACAGUCGGGAAACAUGAGUGACUCCAAGGAACCGAGGGCACAGCCGCUGGGCCUCUUGGAAGAGGAAGAGCUGAUAACCAGCGGUAUGAAUUUUUUUCCAAGAGACUUUGGAUUCCGACAGACUCGAGGCUACAAGAGCUUAGCAGGAUGUCUGGGCCAUGCGCCGAUGGUGCUGCUGCUCCUCUCCUUCACGCUCUUCACUGGGCUCCUAGUGGCCAUCCUUAUCCAAGUCUCCAAGAACCCCAGCUCCCAGAGGCAGGAGCAGUCCAUGCAGGAGGAGAUCUCCCAGGAUCUGACCCAGCUGAAGGCUGCGGUGGAACGCCUGUGCCGCCCCUGUCCCUGGGAAUGGACAUUCUUCCAAGGAAACUGUUACUUCAUAUCUAACUCCCAGCGCAACUGGCACGACUCCGUCACCGCCUGCCAGGAAGUGGGAGCCCAGCUUGUCAUAAUCAAAAGUGAUGAGGAGCAGAACUUCCUACAGCUGCAGUCUUCCAGAAGCAACCGCUUGGCCUGGAUGGGACUUUCAGACCUACAUGAGGAAAACACGUGGCAAUGGGUGGAUGGCUCACCUCUGUCACCCAGCCUCAGGCAGUAUUGGAACCAAGGAGAGCCCAACAAUAUCGGGGAGGAAGACUGUGCGGAAUUUAACGGCAACGGCUGGAACGACGACAGAUGUAGUGCUGCCAAAUUCUGGAUCUGCAAAAAGUCCGCAGCCUCCUGCUCCAAGGAUGAAGGGUGGCUUCUGUCCUCCGUCUCUGCACCCCUGACUGCCCAUGCAGCGUAGCCGAACUGCACCACUCUUCAGUGAGGUUUCCUCCUCUCCAUCCUGGACCUUCACAGAGUCUCUGGGACUGUUCUCUAUCAGAUUCUUCUUCUUUCUUCUUUCUUCUUCUUCUCUUUUUUUUUUUUUU
Sapajus apella (tufted capuchin) is the source of this 1501-nucleotide messenger RNA. RefSeq names its product CD209 molecule (gene CD209). The coding region runs from base 604 to 1374 and encodes 256 amino acids. The transcript is spliced from 7 exons. Lineage: Eukaryota; Metazoa; Chordata; Mammalia; Primates; Cebidae. The record is from RefSeq and is a predicted model, not a curated record.